Molecule: messenger RNA, 3649 nt
Organism: Danio aesculapii
Lineage: Eukaryota; Metazoa; Chordata; Actinopteri; Cypriniformes; Danionidae
Product: LHFPL tetraspan subfamily member 7 protein
Exons: 3
Coding region: 360-1040 (226 amino acids)
Cellular component (GO): membrane
Source: RefSeq, a predicted model, not a curated record
CUCAGUGCGGCGCAGUAAGUUUGAGCUUCACUCCUGCAGCCAGAGAGGAUGAGGAUGAAGAUGAUGCUGGGAUGAGCGAGUAAAAAGCAAGCAUAGCGGACUCGCAUCUUUUAUUACACAGUGAGCACCUGCUGGCGGCGGCUCUGAGUGCUUGAGCUCUGGGUGUGACGGCUGUCUUUUGUCCACCACCUGCUUCCCAUCAGAUGAAUUACCCGGAAUAUCUCCUCCACUCAACCGGAUCGCGCUGGAAUUACAUUGAACUCAAAAGUUAGGCGUGCGUUAUUACUCUUUGGGGUUUUUCGGUAACUCAUGUGUGUUUGCGUGAUUGUUGGUGCUCGUCUGCUGUGAUUGAGCGCCAGAUGCACGCGCUGUUUGACCGCAACUGGAAAGGGCUGGGAAUCGAUCUGUCUCCGCUCUCGUCGCCCCGCGCCGCCGCGAGGAUGUUCAGCUGCGUCGGGUGUUUUUGGGUGCUCCUGUCCUCUGCCCUGGUCGCGAUUUGCAGCUUUAGUUUUAUAUCUCCCGCUUGGAUAGUGAAGGAGCAUCCGAAAAACCACAAGGAUUCCGUGAGUUUUGGGCUCCUGUGGCACUGCUCCGAGUCUCUGGAUCACAUGUACAGAUGUUACACCUUUGGCGGGCUGGGCAAAUUUCAGGAGAUUCCGUCCAGCUCUUGGCAGACGAGUGCGGUGCUGUGUUCAGGUGGAUGUGCUCUGCUGGCGGUCAGUUCCCUGCUGGCCAUCAUCACUAUCUUCCUGCCCAGCGGAGCCUGUGAGCGGAGGAUCUGCACGCUGGCUGGAUACAUGCAGAUGGCUGCAGUGGUCAUUAUGGCGUCUGGUUUACUGGUUUACCCGUUCGGUCUCAACUCCAGCCUGGUGCAGUCUUUCUGCGGAGACUCCGACAUCUACUACGCCGGGGACUGUCAGAUAGGAUGGGGCUACAUGCUGGCUGUUGUGGGCGUCAUGCUCACCUUAUUCCUGCCCUUUUUCGCCAAGUAUGCCCCCAAGGAGCAUCUGUCACCCACUCCAUUGCCCACACUUUUAUAGAGCACUAAUCCUCCUACAAUAUUCAGCCAGUGCCCCCGUCAUAACUAAAAUAUGAUUGGAUUAAGGCACAGUCUCAGCAUCAUUCGCCAUAGCUGGUAAUGAUGUCGUUAAGAUGAUGAGCAGAACUCGAGACCCUUCACCUCCUCUACUCUUACUUUUUUUUUCCUCUUCACAGUCAACGUGCCAGGUGAAAAACUCAUUUGAAAAGGAUUAAGAGGAUUUUUGUCUUUCUUUCCCUUGUUUUAAAGUUAUUUUAAAACUUUAUCUGUUUAAAUUGUCCAGGCUAAACAGCUCUAAGGACUAACGAUUGAAAACAACGUCAAAUGGGGCAAAUUAAGAUAUCUGACAUUUCAUUUGCAAGGAUCAAAACCAAAAAGAGCAAAUUAAAUGAAAUUGAGGAAUAAUUUCCCUAAACUUUUUUUAAUGAAGACUUGACACGGCAUGCACUGAAUUAAAAAAAGAACAAAAAACAAAUGUAGUCCCUUUUUAGAUGGACGUUUUUGUGGACUUCUACGCAAAUGGAUCCACGUUUCAUCAUGAGAAACUUAAACUCCAUGAAUCUGACAACUGGAGGACAAUUUUCACUUCAUACAGUUUCUAGCACCUGAUAUAGUACUUAUUCAAGGACCAACACUGUGGCUUAAGUAAACUGACCUUUUUUAUUCUAUUGGCAGGCUUCUGUCUGUAUUUUCUUCAAUUUGUUUCAUAUAUAACCCUGCGAGAGGCAUAGAGGAACUGUAUUAAUUACAUGGACAAGGCCGUUGCUUCAAACUCCCAUGGAUGGAUCGCAAGCAUUGACCUUUCUCCAAAAAAAAAAAAAAGAAAAUAAUGUGAAGCUAUCCUACACAUAAAACUUUGUUUUCCCAAACUGAGUGAAAAAGAAAUGCUCCAAAGCCUCUUUUCUCUGUCUUUACAGUAACACCUACUAGUAUUGAAUUAUUCAGGAUUGUUAUUCAGGCUAUUCUGAAUUAAAGUUGAGCUUGGUUACAUACACACACACACACACACCAACUAUCCCAGCAGACACACAACGCCAUAAGGUGUUAAUAUUAGGUUAGAUUUAGCUCGUGAUGUCAGGUGACCAAAAUUCAAUAUCUAACCAGCGUCUAAGGGCAAGGUAAUUUUGACGUCUAAUAACGGUGUGAAAUGACCUUGAUUUUAGGUUGUUGAAAAGUGACCAAAAUCCAAGGUCCUAUUGACGUCAAAUACUGACAUUUAUUUGUCAGGUAUGACAACCAAAAUCCAAUGUCUGAUAGACGUCAUAGUCGUAACAUCCACACGGCGUCAAGCUGUGACGUCAUUAGAUGUUGAUAUUUGAGUGAUUUUAGGUUGUGUUGAAAAGUGACCAAAAUCCAACGUCGAGCCAACAUCUUACACCAACGUCAUAUUGACGUCAAAUACUGACAUUUAUUCAUCAGGUAUGGCAACCAAAAUCCAACGUCUGAUAGACGUCAUAGUGGUAACAUCCACACAACGCCAAGCUGUAACAUCAUUAGACGUUGAUAUUUGGUUGAUUUUAGGUUGGACAUCUAUGUCAACCUGACAUUAGGUUCUGACGUCAACCCAAUUUUAAUUUCCAAAAAAAUGCAACGUUCCACCACGGGGUACACCGUCAAUCUGACAUCAUGUUAACGUUCUGUGCCUGCUGGGAUGUUUUGGAAAAUACCAACUUCUAACCAACAUGUGCCUUCUGACCAUUGCUAAGACUUAAGUACCUUUCAUCAGGUAAUCUACUUGUGAAAUAUUUUGUAAACGCUUUCUUGUUAUGCUAUAAUUUCAGUAUGUCUUCAUCUUUCAUGGUGAUUCCUUUUCGCAGGAAGUCUUUAAUAACGGAGUUUGUUUUGUUUUUGAAGGGUUUGCAAAAACGAAUGAAACAAUAAAAGCUAAAUUAGCAAGUCAGUGAACAACUAAUUUAUUCCUGAUUUGUGAUGACAGAUUUAUGAAUUACUUUGAGAGAUUUAGCUGUAAAGAUCAAAUCAAGCUAAUGUGCCAAUGCAUUUAAUCUUGGCACUGCAAUACGGUGAAGCUAAAGCUUCUACUUGGAUCAUUCCAUAUUGCACUUGGCUCACUUUUGCUGUUGUGUUGAUUUAUUUGUGUGUUAUGUAUUCAGACCUGCUCAAAAUAUUGGCACUAAACUGCCCUCAGUAUAUUAACCUUCAACUUCUAUAAUCAUAUCGACGAGCGUACAGCAAAAAAUGAAGAAAAGAAAACACAACCCUCAGACAUGUGUACAUUUAACUGUUAGGGGUAAGCUGUAGCUCACAGGACAGAGCACAACUUUUAAACUGGCAUCAGAUGUCAAUCAUGGCAGGCCCUUUAAAUGACGUCCUCUGACUGCCUUGAUGCGAAGGCAACUUGCAUUCUUGAGUUGAGUUUAUGAUCAUGUUUGUGAAGUCUGACCACUGGUAGAUCUUAGAUCUUGUAGAUUAGUGCUGUGGGUUUCCCACUGUGAUGUUUUGGUUGUAAAUAAUACUGUAACAUGGCAUCCUGAUGGUUUUGAAAGAUAUAUUUUGAGAUGUUACCUCAUCAUUGUGUUUGCUUAACCUUUGAAAUCCUUAAUGAAUUGCUGUUAUGUGUUUCUUCUUUGUAAUAAAUAAUUUCAUAAACAU